AUGUCUUUCUGCUGGAUUUAUCCUGUCCUACUCACAAUUUCUUCUGUAUUUAAUACUCAAGCGCUGAGGACUUACCCAUCCAAUGAAGUAACUCUGCUUGAUUCUAUGUCUGCACUUGGAGACCUAGGAUGGGUUGCAUAUCCACCAGAAGGGUGGGAAGAAAUCAGUGUAAUGGAUGAAAGAAACACGCCAAUGAGGACUUAUCAAGUUUGCAAUGUUUUGGAGGUCAACCAAAAUAAUUGGCUAAGAACUAGCUGGAUUCCAAGAAGUGGAGCUCAACGUAUCUACAUUGAGAUCAAAUUUACCCUAAGGGAUUGCAAUAGUCUUCCUGGAGUGUCAGGUACCUGUAAGGAAACCUUCAACAUGUACUACUAUGAGUCCAACAACAGCAACCUGUGGUUUAUCAAGGAGAGCCACUAUAUAAAGAUUGACACAAUUGCAGCAGAUGAAAGCUUCACUCAGGUGGAUGUUGGGGACAGAGUGAUGAAGCUGAACACAGAAGUGAGAGAUGUCAGUAAUUUAUACAAGAAUGGCUUCUACUUGGCUUUCCAAGAUGUUGGGGCAUGCAUUGCGUUGGUCUCAGUUAGGGUCUUCUACAAAAAAUGUCCUAUAACUACCCGAAACUUGGCAUUGUUCCCGGAUACUGUUACUGGAGGAGACUCAGCACUGGUGGAAGUAAAAGGAUCCUGUGUAAAUAACUCGGUGGAGUAUGAUGCACCUAAGAUGUACUGCAGUGCAGAUGGAGGGUGGUUAGUUCCUAUUGGCCGUUGUGUCUGCAAACCAGGUUAUGAAGAAAAACGGGACGUGUGUCAACCCUGCAAGCCAGGGUAUUACCGAGCUUUACUGACUGACAGCUACUGCAUGAAAUGCCCCCCCAACAGCUUCACUCUGCAGGACAGCUCCCCCGAAUGCACAUGUGAAAAGGACUUCUAUAGGGCGCCCUCUGACCCCAAGUCUACACCAUGUGCACAGCCACCAUCUGCUCCAGAUAAUCCAAUUUCAACUGUCAAUGAGACAUCCGUCAUCAUGGAAUGGAGCCCCCCAGACGACACAGGAGGCAGACUGGACAUCACGUACAAUAUUCACUGCCGAAGGUGCCAAGUGGAAGGGCAGAAGUGCAUUCCAUGUGGAAGUGGCAUUCAUUAUAUUCCCCGUCAGUUUGGUCUAACUCAUACAAGAGUGCUUGUCACAGACCUACUUCCCUAUACCAACUACACAUUUGACAUUGAAGCUUUGAAUGGUGUGUCCGAGCUAAGCUCCAGUCCUAAGCAAUUCAUUUCUGUCAAUAUAACUACAAGCCAAGUAGGAAACGUUUGGUUGAAGGAAAGAAAAAGCAAGGACAGUGUCACUUUGGCAUUUCAAGGACUGGAAAAGGUCAAUGAUGGCUUGGUGGAGUAUGAAGUUAUUUAUUAUGAAAAGUAUCAAAAAGAUCAAAAUUAUACAAUACUGAAAACACAUUCAACGUCUAUGACUGUGGAUGGACUCAAACCUGGGACUGUAUACAUCUUUAGAGUCCGAGCUCAUACAGUCGGAGGGCAGGGAAUUUAUGGAGGUGAAAUAGAGUUGGAGACAAGCACAGAAGACAUGAUAGCCAUCUCUGACACAAACCAAAUCACAAUUUUAGCCAUUUCUUUGGCUGGAGGAUUUGCUCUGCUUAUAUUCCUGGUGACCUGCUUCUUGGUCAGUGGAAGGCACUGUGGUUAUAUCAAAGCAAAGCAGGAUCCAGAUGAAGACAAAAUGCAGUUUCAGCAUGGAAGAGUGAAGCUGCCGGGGAGUAGGACUUACAUUCACCCACAUACCUAUGAGGACCCAAAUCAGGCCGUGCGGGAUUUUGCUAAAGAAAUUGAUGCCUCUUCAAUUCGAAUUGAGCGAGUUAUAGGUGCAGGUGAAUUUGGGGAAGUGUGCAGCGGGCGUCUAAGGUUACCCAGCAAGAGAGAGAUUUAUGUGGCGAUUAAAAGUCUAAAGGCUGGAUACUCAGAGAAGCAACGCCGAGACUUCUUGGGAGAAGCCAGCAUCAUGGGCCAGUUUGAUCAUCCAAAUAUUAUUCGACUGGAAGGAGUCGUCACAAAAUGUAAACCAGUCAUGAUAAUAACAGAGUUUAUGGAAAAUGGGUCCUUGGAUUCCUUUCUAAAGAAACAUGAUGGCCAAUUUACUGUGAUACAGUUAGUAGGAAUGCUGCGAGGAAUAGCUUCUGGGAUGAAAUAUUUAUCUGACAUGAACUAUGUCCAUAGAGAUCUGGCAGCCAGAAAUAUCUUGGUUAACAGCAAUUUGGUUUGCAAGGUUUCUGACUUUGGCCUUUCCCGGGUAUUAGAGGAUGACCCUGAGGCAGCAUACACCACUAGAGGAGGUAAAAUUCCAAUUAGAUGGACAGCUCCAGAAGCCAUUGCAUAUCGAAAGUUCACAUCAGCCAGCGAUGUCUGGAGCUACGGAAUAGUUAUGUGGGAGGUGAUCUCAUAUGGAGAAAGACCCUACUGGGAAAUGUCCAACCAGGAUGUAAUAAAAGCCAUAGAUGAGGGUUAUCGACUUCCACCCCCAAUGGAUUGCCCAGUAGUUCUACAUCAGCUCAUGCUGGACUGUUGGCAGAAAUGCAGAAGUGACCGACCUAAAUUUGGUCAAAUUGUUAAUAUUUUGGACAAGUUUAUUCGAAGUCCAGUCAGCUUGAACCAACUUGCCAACAGUUCCACAUGGCAGGAUCCCAGUAUGCAGGAUGCAUUCACAGUAACGACUCUUGAGGAAUGGCUUGAAGCAAUUAAAAUGAGCCAGUACAUAGAAAACUUCACAGUGGCGGGAUAUGUGACUCUAGAUUCAUUGAUGUAUUUAAAUAACAGUGAACUCAACAAAAUUGGAGUGUCAUUAGUUGGCCACCAGAAAAAAAUUCUUGCCAGUGUACAGAACCUUCACUCUCUAGGGACACAUCUGCAAAUCUAAAAAGCACUGGUAUUCCCCAUAUUCCGGAAUCUCAGCAGGGAUCUUCUCUGUUCUAUCAGAGACAGUGUAUUCAAAGGCGAUAACUGUGUUCCUGAUCACCUUGCAGUGGACAAAAAUAAAAUACUUCAGGGAAUGAUCUCUUCAUCCCAUAAGCUUCACGAACGGUGAUAAAAGAUGAAAAUAUGACUAAGGUGCCUUUGGAUAGGUGUUUUGAAUGGAGAAAAUUCCAUAAGAAAAAAACAAAAGGAAAACUAAACAUAAAAUUAACAAUAUCAAAUACUUUAAGCCAAAUGGUCAUUAAAAGUACAAAGGAACGAGAAGUAUCACAGACAAUGAAUUCAAAUGAUGCAGCAUUUUGUAUAUUAUGAGGUUAGCUACUUGACAGAAGCCCAUCUUUCUCAUGCUGCCAUACUGAUCUGGAUGAGGAUGGAUUUCAUUGCAGACUUUAGUAGUAUGUUCUGAUGUUUUUGAGGUAUUGUUCAAAAGGCCAAAUAGGUGAAACGUUUUGCAGUACAAAUGAUCUUUUCACAGUUUUGUUAAAGAGACGACUUGUAACACAUAGAGAAUAUAAUGCAGGGGACACUCAUGGACAUUAUACUUUUAGCGUCGCAUUUUCAGAUACGUAUAUGUUCCAAAAAAAACUUAAAUUCUAGUUGUUAAAGUCAAAUGGUAAAUGCAUUGUUAUGCAUUAUAUUUGUGUGUAUUUAUGAAUAAACAAUAUGUAUAUUUUGGUUUUCAUAUCCCAAGUCUGUAGCCAUCACACUUUUGAUCUCUCACAAUGCAUUGUCAACGAACUGAAUAAAAUCAAUGUAGCAUUUGUA
Molecule: messenger RNA, 3749 nt
Organism: Bombina bombina (fire-bellied toad)
Lineage: Eukaryota; Metazoa; Chordata; Amphibia; Anura; Bombinatoridae
Product: ephrin type-A receptor 3-like
Biological process (GO): axon guidance; protein phosphorylation; cell surface receptor protein tyrosine kinase signaling pathway
Cellular component (GO): neuron projection; plasma membrane
Molecular function (GO): ATP binding; protein binding; transmembrane-ephrin receptor activity
Source: RefSeq, a predicted model, not a curated record